Messenger RNA from Oncorhynchus tshawytscha (Chinook salmon), 1305 nucleotides. RefSeq names its product membrane magnesium transporter 1 (gene mmgt1). The record is from RefSeq and is a predicted model, not a curated record. Bases 70 to 468 code for a protein of 132 amino acids. Gene Ontology annotation, cellular component: plasma membrane; EMC complex; Golgi apparatus. NCBI's taxonomy places the organism in Eukaryota, Metazoa, Chordata, Actinopteri, Salmoniformes, Salmonidae. The transcript has 4 exons.
CCACUUCCGGGUUCAUCUUCAUCGCUUACGACAUUUUGUAGCGACACUGUUCAUUUCCUUUCUUUCCUCAUGAAGAUGGCUUCGUCUUUUUGGAAAGGUGUUGUAUGUGUUGGUCUAUUUGCCUUGGCUCAUGCAGCUUUCUCAGCCGCUCAACAUCGAUCCUACAUGCGUCUGACAGAAAAAGAAAAUGAAACCCUACCAGUAGAUAUUGUCUUACAGACUUUGUUAGCGUUUGUUCUGACCAUUUAUGGUAUAGUCCACAUUGCGGGAGAGUUCAAAGAAAUGGAUGCCUCCUCAGAGCUGAAAAACAAGACAUUUGACACGUUGAGGAACCACCCAUCUUUCUACAUGUUCAAUCAUCGGGGUAGGGUGCUCUUCCGCUCCCCUGACCAAGAGGCUUCCGCUGUCCCGAACCCACAGGCCCUGCCCAACCCCCUGCGGCUUCGCAAGCUGGAGCAUUUGCACUGAGACUGGCCUUCUCUGCCCACAUGUCUUUAUUUCUGUGCAGAUGAGCUUAUUGGUUAGAUGGAGGGAAAAGUAAUUUCUCCCACUUUUAAUUUGUCUUUGUACAUAUAUUAAUAUGCUGUACAAAUUUGCAUCUUUCCAUAAAUGUGGUUACCAAUAUUUAACUCCUGACUGUGCCAACCAACCCCUCAGUUUUCAGGCAUAUUUGUUUGUAUAUAAUUGUUAUUGCUUAGGAGUUGUAAGGAUUUGACACCUCAUCCCCUACCUCUUCCUAACAGCAUGGGGGAAAUUUUCCCCUUUGUUGGACAAGGGGCAUAAUAGAAUGUUUUCUGUUUUGUUUACCACACAUAUGUCUAUCAUGAGCAGCUGUCUGGAACUAUUUAUUUCAUAUUUUAUCUGCAGAUAUGAGAUUUGUUUUAUGGAGUAAAAAGCCUUCACUUCAGUUAAAGAAUUCAUGACCAUUCAUUAUGCCGAUCUGUUGCAAAACGUUUCUUAAAUGGGAGCAAAUGAAGCGAGGAGGGACUAAUCUGAAAUUGUCCAAUUGAAACACUCUUGUUUAAAUGAUUACACCCCUGAUCUCCUGGAGUUUGAAAUUUGGCUUUUGAGUUUAUUCUGUAUGCAAUAAAGAGUUAUUACAGUCGGAGUCACAAACGUCAAGCCAGAAGGGUGCAGCAUGGAAAGCAGAGUAAGGCAGUGUUCCAGAGAUGCUAAUGAUACUAUGAACACUAAGUAGAGACUAAUGGUACAUUUAUUUGAGGCCAUGUGUUUUUUUCUUCAUUUGACAUUUUGGUUAAGAUUAACUCCCUGUUUUUAACUUAAUAAAAUCAGACUGAGAUUUUA